Molecule: messenger RNA, 1887 nt
Organism: Didymodactylos carnosus
Lineage: Eukaryota; Metazoa; Rotifera; Eurotatoria; Philodinida; Philodinidae
Source: the annotation of a GenBank genome assembly
AUGCAACAGUUUUUUCAAGACGUUGGGAAAAAGGCUGAGAAUUUUUUAGCUGACCAUCCCGAUGCAAAAACACUUGUGGAAAAUGCACAAAAAGGUGCACGAAAUAUAGCGAGAAAAACAGAGCAACGUCUGGGGUUCCAUGAAACGAAAAUAAAAGGACAAUGUCGGAUGGGAAAUUGUCUGUACUUCGGCCGUCCCAAUGUGAAACAGGCGCAUCAUGCCCGUCAGACUCAUUCUCAUUUUUCGCAUACUACUAACCAUAAUACUGCAUCUCCACCGCCACCUCCCUCUUCUUUAUCACCAUCAUCUUUACUCAUCUCAUCUCAGAUAGCAUCACCUAACGGUAAAAAUGAAGGUGACACAUUUUCAAAUAUUAAACCUCCAUCUUCGCCAACAUUUCGUCCAUCAUCGUCAGGGGCAUCGGCGACUUCGUCUUUAACACCACAACCAUUCACCAUAGCAGCGCUUGCAACAUCCGUCCCAUUUGCAAUUUUAAAUGGCGGUAUUAAUCCAUUACACAAACCAACGUUGCAAUAUAUUGCCUUGUUCGAUUAUGAUGCGAGAACGAGUGAAGAUUUGACAAUACGAAAGAAUGAUCUAUUAGAAAUUAUUUGUAAACGAAAUAAUGCUUGGUGGAAAGCACGAUCCGAAACAGGAAAAGAAGGUUAUAUACCGUCUAAUCAUGUUGCCAAACGAGAUAGUCUCGAGUCAGAACCAUGGUAUUUCAAAGUGACUCGUCGAAUUGACGCUGAAAAAAUUUUGAUGUCUGAUGUAAAUGAUCAUGGUUCGUUUCUCGUAAGAGGCAGUGAAACUCGUCCGACAGAUUUUUCAUUGUCGAUUCGUGAUAAUGAAUCGAUAAAACACUAUCGUAUACGGUUAGCAGAGGAUGGACGGUUGUAUAUCGCUCGUCGUACAGCAUUUUCAUCGUUACGGGAUCUUGUUUCACAUUAUUCAAAACAAGCUGAUGGUUUAUGUGUCAAUUUAAGACGACCAUGUAUACAAAUAGUAAAACCAGAACCAGAAGGUCUAAGUCAUAAUACCGUUGACAAAUGGGAAAUAGAUCGACAAGACGUUAAAUUAGGUCGCCGUCUCGGUCAAGGACAAUUUGGUGAUGUAUACGAAGGACUAUGGAAUAAUUCUACACCUGUCGCUAUCAAAACAUUAAAAUCAGGUUCAAUGAAUCCAUCAGAUUUUCUUGCAGAAGCAAGUAUUAUGAAAAAGCUUCGUCAUCCAAAUCUAAUUCAGUUAUUUGCCGUGUGUACGAUAAAAGAACCAAUUUAUAUUUUAACAGAAUUAAUGAAAAAUGGAAGUUUAUUAGAUUACUUACAAAGUUCACGUGGCCGACAAUUGAAAAUGCCAACGUUGAUUUAUAUGGCAACGCAAAUAUCCCGUGGAAUGGCUUGUUUAGAAUCUCAAAAUUAUAUACACAGAGAUCUAGCGGCUCGUAAUGUUCUUGUAGGUGAAAGUAAUACCGUAAAAAUAGCCGAUUUUGGUUUAGCCCGAGUCAUCAAGGAUUAUCAUGGUGUCUAUGAUGCUAGAGAAGGUACCAAAUUUCCUAUUAAGUGGACAGCGCCAGAAGCAGCACUUUAUAACAGGUUUACAAUUAAAUCAGAUGUAUGGUCGUUUGGAAUUUUACUCACUGAGGUAGUUACCUAUGGAAGAACACCAUAUCCAGGUAUGACUAAUGCAGAAGUACUUCGUCAGGUAGAACAGGGUUAUCGUUUACCACGUCCAUUAAAUUGUCCACAAGCUCUCUAUGAUAUAAUGCACGAAUGUUGGCAUAAAUGUGCUGAUAAUCGUCCUUCAUUUGACUCAUUACAAUACAGACUAGAAGAUCAACAUACGGAUGGUGGAAUGGAAAUUCAAAAUUUAUCGCUACAUAAUUGA